AUGCGCCAAUGUCUAACUUCUGAUCUGGGCGGCUACUACACCUCAACCGCACUCUCAGAUAGCGACCAAUUCGGAUCGAAAGGCGACUUCGUUACAUCCCCAGAAAUUAGCCAGAUCUUCGGAGAAUUGAUCGGGGUGUGGAUCGUGGCAGAAUGGAUCGCUCAGGGCAGAAAGACUGAAGGCGUCUGUCUCAUGGAGAUGGGUCCAGGAAGAGGAACACUCAUGGAUGACGUGCUGAGAACAGUACGCAAUUUCCCGCCUUUAGCGAAAGCCAUCGAGGCAGUGUACUUGGUGGAAGCGAGCCAGAACCUUCGACUAGCACAGCACAAGCUCCUUUGCGGAGAUACACCGCUACUUAGGAACGAUCUCGGGUUCGAAAGUACAAGCAAACACUCCAAAGACCUCAGGAUCAUCUGGACGGAGGACAUACGUUUCGUGCCGCGAACUACCGACAAGGCCCCUUUCAUCAUUGCGCAUGAGUUCUUUGAUGCUUUACCAAUACACGUGUUUCAGUCUGUGCUACCAAACCCACAACAAGCUGACAAUGCCGCACAAUCGCAAUCCACAGCUCUGGGUCAGGUCGACUCCACAGCCUCUUCGCCUGGCUGGACAAAAGACGAGAUUGCAAGGUUGGCUCAGUUACGGGUAGAUCAAGGUUUAAACUGGGAAGAAGUCGCAAAGCAACUACAGCGCUCCAUCUUGGACGUUCGAGCGAAGUACUAUGAGCUGUCAAUGCCGAAUAAGGCAAGCGAAGCGGUACCACGACGGAGCGCGAGUGGGAAAUCGCAGGGUAAUCAAUGGCGUGAGCUUGUCGUCUCACCAAAGCCACCGCAUCGAUUGAAAGAGGAUGAGCCGGAGUUCGAGCUUACGAAGUCUAGGGCAGGGACGCCGCAUUCAAUGUACCUGCCUGAGACAUCCGCCCGUUAUCGGGCGCUGAAGGAUAUUGACGGCGCCACCAUUGAAAUCAGUCCAGAAAGCCAGGCUUAUGCUCGCGACUUCGCCAUCCGACUCGGUGGCCUUAACCCGCAGGAAGCCACCAAGGGCUCAGCAGUCACACCGGUGACGGCUCGUACGGUGUCUUCUGCGCCAAGUGAGGAAGCCUUUCUCAAACGCGAACCUUCCGGUGCAGCGUUGAUCAUCGACUACGGCCCUGCUUCAACAAUCCCGGCCAACUCGCUGCGCGGCAUUAAACAGCACCGACGCGUCUCACCUUUCCUUUCGCCAGGUACCACGGAUGUCUCGGCUGAUGUUGACUUCCUCGCCCUUGCUGAAUCCGCCAUCAACGCGUCUCCGGGAGUCGAAGUCCACGGCCCGGUAGAACAGGGCCGUUUCCUCACAGCCAUGGGGAUCGAAGAGCGGGCGGCGCAGCUCGUCAAGCAAGCUGUAGACCGAGAGCGUGGCGGAAGUACGGGUCAAGAUAAGGCUGAGCUCACGGAAUUGGUAAAGCGAAUCGAGAGCGGCUGGAAACGGCUCGUUGAUCGCGGACCGCAAGGCAUGGGCCGGUUAUAUCAGGUCAUGGCCAUUACGCCCUACAAGCCUGCGAAAGAAGGGCAACCCCGCCGCAGGCCUGUUGGGUUUGGUGGUGACAUUACAGUCUGA
Messenger RNA from Baudoinia panamericana UAMH 10762, 1599 nucleotides. RefSeq lists its product as uncharacterized. Gene Ontology annotation, cellular component: mitochondrion. Gene Ontology annotation, biological process: mitochondrial respiratory chain complex I assembly. The record is from RefSeq and is a predicted model, not a curated record. Lineage: Eukaryota; Fungi; Ascomycota; Dothideomycetes; Mycosphaerellales; Teratosphaeriaceae. Bases 1 to 1599 code for a protein of 532 amino acids. The transcript is spliced from 2 exons. Gene Ontology annotation, molecular function: protein-arginine omega-N symmetric methyltransferase activity.